GAGCAAAUAUAUGCAAAAUAAUAAUAAUAAUAAUAAUAAUAAUAAUAAUAAUAAUAAUAAUAAUAAGUCUUGCUAUUAAUGAACAAGAUACUUUAGCAUACGACAAGUACACGACUAGUAACAUUUUUCACCAUACCAAUUACACAUAUCUUAAAUAUUUCUGUAAGCAUUUGCACUUUGUUCAUUAACGAUUUUUCUUUCAUGUUUCCACUUCUUAGAAAAAGAUCGACUCUUCAACUUUUUAUUUUCUACAUGUUAAUAUAUGAAUUGAAAAGCAUGAGAUGACACAUAUAAAUCGAGAAACCAACAGAAUAUUCAUACAACUCCUGUUGCUUUGCUUGGAUACUAAUUUGGUAAGUGUUAAUCAUCUAACUGAUUACUCUUGUGAAUGAAGCAUGUCCUAGAAUGUGAAGUUAAGUUGAUGAUUGAUAACAUCGUAUUUGCACAUGUUUGCACCCUCGUUUCUUGAUCAUUUUGGCUCGAAUUUGUUCUUUCUUGGACUAUUUUUAUGCUAGGUUGUGUUCCUUUGUCACAUUUCAGGUCCUAGCAUGUAAAUUGAAGCAAAGGCGCAAGUUUCAAGUCAAUCGGAAUUCAUUUGGCAAUUCGGGAGAAGAAACACGAGCAUGACCUGAGGAAGAAUGAACUUCUACCUCAUAUUAUGGACAAAUAAUCAUGUAAUCUUGUCAUGAAAAGAUAGAGGACAAGACUACGAGCGUCUGGGAUCAAACGGCGACUGAUUCGGAGUCCGGACGAGGGAGAAACGAAGCUGUGAACAGGAGCGGAGGAAGAAUUACGGGCAGGAGAAUUACGACCGUAUUUUCCCCUCCCAUGCCCGUAUUUUCACUGCCGAGAGGAGAUUUGGGUGCGCUGAAACUUAACCAAAACGCGUGUUUUGGGAAAAAUACGGGCAUGGAAGAAUUACGACCGUAAUUCAGCCCGUAAUUCGCCCAGAAUCGGGUUUUUGAGGCAGAUUCGAGCCAAAGGAAAGGGAGAGCUGGGUUUUGGUUCCCAAACACCCAAGGGACGAACCCUAGAGAGAGAGAGUGACUUGGGAACAUUCUUGAAGCUAUUUUGGAGGAUUUCUUCACCAUUGGAGCUCGGGAAUCAAGCUUGGAGAUGGAGAUUGAAGAUCUAGAUCAGAUUUCUGCAGUCUCUCUCUUCUCUAUGGAGUAACUUCCUUUCACUUAGGUUUUGAGGAACCCUAGUUCCAUGUGUUAGGAUCUUUCUUGUAUGAAGUUUUGGAUGCUAUAUUGUUUGAUUAUAAUCGAUUGAGGCAUGAUUUAUAGAGUCAAUUGAAGCCUGAUCAUCUUCUCUUGAUUUCUGCUUUAACCUAUCAUAGAUAGAAUCUGAUUAGGUUAAGAGAGCUUCCUUGAUUGAUAGUGGUGAAUUGGUUGUGCGAGAGUCAAUCAAUUUCACUGCUUUGUACUGGAAUUCAUUCCAGUAGUGGAGAUCUGUGUGAAUUGCCUUAGCAGUCUAUCCUGGUGAAGGCUAGUCGCCUGCCGGGUAUUCUGUCUAAGAGGGCUUGGUCAGCUUAAGAGAUUCCAAGCUAAUUUAGGAUCUUCCGCAGUUUAAUCAACAGUAGAUCAACCAAAGGUAAUUGCAACUUGGACCUAAUUGAGGAGCUAGGGGUAAUCAUACCUAAGUGAGUUCCCAACUUGUAAUUAGUAGAGUAGUUUACAAAUCAAUCCUUAAUCUAGUUUGCUAGAUAAUGAACUGAAGCUGAGUAAUAGUAACUCUAGAGACCCGUGGAUUCGAUAUUUAUUACUUGUGCCACUAUACUGCAGUCCCUUUCAUUGGUUACACUUGGCCAUUGUUAGGUGUUGUGUUUUAGCGAGUCAAUGAUAAAUGUAAGAGAAGAUUCAAAGACAAAAAAAUAACAAUGAAUCUUUGCUAUGCUGAUAUUAAAUAUGGUGAUACUCUUUUUUCUUUAUGAAGAUAAAGUAGAUCUAUUAAAACCAUUGCAAGUAAGAAGCAAAUUAAGCGAGACAUAUUCGUGUAGCAUAUGACUUAAUUAACUAUGUACCCACGACAUGGUUACUUAAGAAGAAAAAACUAACCAGUGGUAUUUUUUUCAUUUAAGAUCAUUCAAAAUCCUUUGGUAUAUAUAAUGAAUUUUAUCGAACAAUCUCAGAAAGUAAAAACUUGUGUUUCAUUGUUGUUCUCCAUUACGACAAUAUACAGGCGUAUCACAAUCAUGUUGCUGAGUUUCUAUGAUUUUAUAGAAAUGCAAGUGAUGAACAGAAAGGAGUAAGUAUGCAAUUUAUCACUAAUCAUCUGCUUUCCAAGAUUUAAACUGAACUUAACAUGUUCUUAUUUAUUUGUUUAUAUGUAAGGUUUUGCAGUUUCUUACAAAACACAAUUGAGGAUGUUGUAUAAUAUCUAGCCACAUGUUUUUGUUUGAUGAGUAAGAGUUCGUCAAGAUUCUUAGAUAUUUACAAUGAGAUUCAUCGAACAUUCUCAAAAAUAAAUUUUUUUGUGUUGCGUUAUUAAGUUCCAGCCACAUGUUUUUGUUUGAUGAGUAAGAGUUCGUCAAGAUUCUUAGAUAUUUACAAUGAGAUUCAUCGAACAUUCUCAAAAAUAAAUUUUUUUGUGUUGCGUUAUUAAGUUCCUACAUUUCUGUACGAAUGCAAAUGAGCACUUCUCGAGAGAAACAAAUAAGUAAACAUGGUAUCUGUAGACACCACUUUUUGUCCAGGUUAAAAUAUUUAAUUAAAUAAAAUUUCAUUUUGUUUAUGGUUGGCAAUAGCAAACCUUAAACAAUCUUAUAGCUAAAGUUGGGUUUACAGUUAUUUUUGUAAUGCUUGAUCGAUUGUAUUUGUCUUGUUUUAAUAAGAUUGGCAAUAGCGAAUCUUUGAACGUUGGUUUGAGGCCACAUUCAAGAUAGUAUUGGAUCUCCAUGUUGGGUUUUGGCUUUUUUUUAUCCAAGAUAAGCCCCCAGGGCAUGGUCGGACAAAAAAUAUAUAAGAAAUGCAACACUAAAGAACGGUAGCCAGUAUGCAACCAGACUCCCGAUGAAAGAGCCUUUUUUGCCACAAGGUGGGCAGCUCUGUGAAAACUCUGAAGAGCAAAAAGACACGAAACUAACUCAGAAAGAGAGAAAGAGAAGAGCACUUCCCCAUAAAUACCCCAUCGGGGAGUGAUAAGCAUUGUUAUUGCAUGAAAAUGCGAAAGCGAAGGAAAGAUCCCCUGCAGGCCUCAUGAAUGAUCAGGGUCAAUGGAUCACGGACGAAGGACAAUCUCACGCCCUCGAGCAUCCUCCAAGUUGUGUUUCUGUGCUGGAAUAUUUGGAAAGCGAGGAAUGAAAUUGUGUUUAGGGAAUCUACUCCAUCACCGUACAAUGCCUACAUCAAAGCUUAUUGUGAGUGCUAGGAGUGUUCUACGUGUCCCAAGAGGUUUGUUGUGGAUCAUCUUGUUCAGACUCAACCAUAAAGGCCCCACUCUCAUCCUUGUAUACCGCUAGGCAAUCCCGUUAUGGAGAUUUGCUGUGAUAAAUAAUUUUUACAUGAUUCCCAGGAGGUGGCAUAUGGUAUCGUUAUUAUCAACGACCAAAGACAGAUUUGUGACAAACGAGCUGACUCAGUACUUUGCUCUUCACUCAUAGAGGCAUAAGCUUGUGCUCUAUUGGAAGGUUUGAAGCUUGCUCAAGAAUAUAAUAUCCCGUGUGUGGUCAAGUCGGAUUGUGAUGUCUUAGUGAAAGCCCACUUCUCUUGUCCCUUGACAUGGCCAUGGCGUUGCUUGGCAAAGCUUGCAACGAUGCGUGAGAUUCUUAAAGCAACUGAUCCUAUCAAGGUGGUGGCCAUUAUGCCCCGCCUUAACGUUAGAGUCGAUUGGGUAGCCCGGCUCACUCCAAUUUUUCACAUGAUUGGAUAACUAUUCUUGAUCUUAUAUUCUUAUCUCAAACUUGAUCACAUGUGUGUAACACUUUAUCUUCGUUUGGUUAAGAGAUGAAAGUUUCUUAUUGCCAAAGAAAGAAUCAUGUCCUUAUAUUGAAACUAAUUGCAUUUUCUUGGAUAACGAGGUUCGAUUCGCAAGACCACAAGUCCCAGAUAUCAGGAGGACCUACCAUCCACACCAAAGGUUCUGUAGCAGCAACAGGAAACAACAUGCAAGAACCCUUCAAAAUGCGAAGGAGCAAAUUAUGUCUUCCAAGAAUAAGUCAAGAAAGAAAGAUUAUAAAGAUAACAGGAGAUAGAAAAAUUAUCAUCAUAAAUCACGAUAGAAUGCAUGUAAGUUGGAAGUAAAAAAGACAAACAAAUUAACAUGAUUUUCAUGAAGGGUUCAGGACUAGUCUACAGAAAGUGUUUUAUGUAUUCAGCUUGUUCAUCAUAUACCUGCUACAUGUGUUAAUAUAUACCUCUAAAACCCUAACCCAUAGCCAUAUGCUAUGACUACUAUCUAUAUCUAUGUAUACAUACAUGGGUCGUAGGUUACAACAUGGGCUAUGUGAACUCUUUCACACGUAGAGUUCUGUACCUUUACAACGAUGAUAACCAAUCUCACGUAGCUCUCUUCCCACAAACUAACAUAUAAAGGGAUUGCUAUAUACAAAACUCACUCAAGCAGUUCUUCACUAGUCUUUGACUCAAUAUUUUCAAUAGCUCAUUGCUCAAGAAAUUUGUAAGCUAUUGAGCUAUGAUAAUACUUUUUUUUAUUGUUAAGUAAGUUAUUAAUCAUUUUAAUUAAAUUCAUCAUGAAGUACAACCUUCCCACCCUUCUUCCCCUGCUCCAAAACACCACUCUUCUUCUCCCUCAUUACUUUCUACAGCAAUAAUACUUAGUUCCUUACUCCUACUCUCAUCGCUGCUCCAUUUUGAAUCUGGAGCCCAAUUCUUUCAUUACCUACCGAUCACAAUAAGCGCGAAAAUAAAGAAACAAUGGCUGACAACAGCGUUCCUCAGUCGGAUUCAAUGUAGAGCUCCAGAGUGGCGUGGGAAGGUAGCAGCGUGUUGGUCGACGUCAACGAUGGCGACAAGCUCAUUUUCUCUCGUCUUACCUCGGGAGCGUAAGUGUUCGUCUUCGUCUUUCUCGAGCUAUGAUUGAUUCAUUCUUUGUGGCUGGAUGAUGCCUUAGGUAGUUUCCUCGAUUGAUUUUUCACAGGACAUUGAAAAUUGGCAAUAAGAACUGCUCUUUGGAGCCGUUGAUUGGCUGCCCCUACAGCUCUUCGUUUCAAAUUGAGAGCGCAGGCGACCGCACGUAUUUGGCUCGAGUUACUCCAUCAGCAGAAGGUUAGCUUCUCUAAUGCUUGUGCUCUCUGCUUCGUAGCAUUCCUCUGUUAGAUGAUCUUCAAUUUUGAGCUGUGGUUUUGGUUUCUUUAGGUUUUGCUUCUUCUUUGUAGAAAAUAAUGAUGUCCAAGAGAAAGGAGAAUGUGAAGUAAUGGACGAAUCGAGGGACAAUCGAGCUUUAGUGGAUGAUAACAAAGCUCAAACUCUUACGAGAGAAGACAUUGAUGAAAUGCGCAAGCAGGGUGCGAAAGGCGAUGAGAUGAUUGAAGCUCUAAUUGCUAAUAGCGCAACAUUUGGGAAGAAGACGCAGUUUUCUCAAGAAAAAUAUAGGCUUAAAAAGCAGAAGAAAUAUGCACCCAGAGUACUCAUGAGGAGACCUUUUCCACGAAGAUUUUUACGUGUUGACACGCUAUCCCUGCUGCUGUCUAUGGCCGAUGUUGGUGCAAGCUCUGAUGUUCUUGUUGUCGAUAUGGUUGGUGGCCUACUCACUGGUGCUGUAGCAGAACGUUUAGGAGGUACUAGUUUUGUCUGCAAUACAUAUAGUGGAAGUGCACCAUAUUCCAUGAAAAUAGUAAGAAUAUUCAAUUUCAAUGAUGAAAUUUGCAAGAGGAUUGUGCGAACUCAUCUGGAUAACCUAUGCUUAGCUCAGCCAGGAACUUCUGGGCAAAUAGAUAAGCAUGAAAGUGAAAGAGAAAACUUCAUCCAUGAAUGUGGAAGAGAUGCCUAUCUCAGCAGAACACGAGGAGAAGGGUUCUCUAGUCUCAUAAUUGUUGCACCUGAUCUAGAUCCAUGGAGUACGGUUAAAAGACUGCUUCCACUUUUGUCAUAUUCCGCUCCAUUUUCCAUCUACCACCAACAUCUCCAGCCUUUGGCAACAUGCAUGCACAAUUUACAGGUCGAGAAAAUGGUGAUUGGGCCGCAACUAUCUGAACCUUGGCUUCGCGAGUAUCAGGUUCUUCCGUCCAGAACUCACCCGUUCAUGCAAAUGUAUGCAUUUGGUGGAUACGUCCUAAGUGGCACAAGGAUACAUACUGAUACAACUAAUGGAGGCACACUGAAUCGUGACACGGCGACGCUUUAGUGUUUAGUUGAUGGCUGACUAGCUCGAGUUUACAUUUGACUAAAUUCUGAAAGGUUUAGGGUCGCAAGUCGCAACAUUGUACUUUCCAUCACUACAUUAGACAUUUCACCUUUUUGUAACUUUGAUCAGGUGUCAUUUAUGAACCGGGUAGAACGCUGAACGUAUCAUUCCUUGUGCCGCUAAACCAUUAGGCUUUCAGUUUGUACAAACUUGUCAUUCCUUGUACUAAACCAUUGUUUAUAUUGGGGGUCGUCAUGAGGAUUCAAAACCAUGAACUUACGGUUCUAGACUCUGAUAUCAUAUUAGCGAACUAACCCCUUGAUCUCAAUAACUCGAGUUGUUGUAAAAUGAUUUGUUAAGUCUUUUUCUUUUACAAGUUUUUUUUUACAAGUUACUACCUUAGUUUUGAGGUUAAUACUACAGUGCCGCUAUAAAAAGUGUGGCACCAGUAACGCACGGAUGUGAGGUGACCAAAAGGAUGUGAGGUGGCACUGGUUGAAUGUAUACAAUGAGAGCCCAAACUGAUUUUCCCAGGAGAACUGGUUCCAGAACUUCAUAUACUCCAGAUUCUUGGUUCCAAAAAAUCAACUCCAUUGGUGGCUUUUCACGAGUCAUGUACUUAUAAUUGAGUUGCUGUGGUCAUUGAUGUCAUAUAAUCUGUCAUUAGAAAGUGAAAAUUUGUUAAGAGGUUACUAAAUUAUGAUGAUUUGCCCUGAGUGAUUAUUGCCCACGUCAUUGGAUACCUUGCCAAUUAGAGCAGACAUAUGCAACAUAUGAAUCUUGGCUUCCAGUUUAUUCCUUAUAACUUAAGUGUUUCUGUUUUCAUGUUAGCUUCCUGCAAUGACAUCUGCAGCAACUAGCUACAACUGCAUAAUUUCACCACUCCGUGUUCUUAUUAUUCAAGUCAAAAUUGGAACAUACAAUCCAGCUCAGAGUAUAAAAGACAUUAUGGGAAUUGAUCAUACAAUGACAUUCAAUUAAGUCUAUGUGUUCUUGGUUUUACUUUAUCUUGCAAAAGCAAUCCAACUGUAGAGGGCCUCAACAGAAAGUUCCCAGCUCCUAUGUCGAGCUCUUUUGGGAUACCUUGUCUUUUAGGUUCCAAUGGUGAAAGAACAAAAAGAAAGAAGACAUAAGACAUCAAAUUUUAAAAUGUUUCGGGAUAUUUGCAGAUCAUGGAGCUCAGCCUGAGACCAUAUAGCCUAGCAUAGUGGACUGCAUAAAUUACUCUAUACCAUUGACUGGAAUAUCGAACUUUCAGUUUGUCUCCCUUCAUUAUAAUAAAACAAACAUUCAUCAAAAGAGAACAAAACUUUUACAACCUCAUUCAACAUCAUAGAAAGCUUCUAGGCGCACAAGAACAACAAAGCAAAACCAUCCUAACGUACCAAUCGUACCACGAACACAGUAAUCAACCUCACAACCCCUUGUAGCAAAAACCUUGUUGUUCUAAACUCUCUCUACUAGACUUGUUGCACAUUACAGACUAACAGCAGCCCACAGCCAAUUACAACCAUCUCCAGUUAACAUAAGAAAUAAAAGCGUGAACUGAAAGAGGUAAGGGGAGAAUAACAAUAGAUAGGGAUAUAGUAUCGAUUCCCCUGCUGCUGGAUAAACCCAGGACGACAAAUGAACAACAAAAAACGAGCCUUCCGAUCCCUGACUUACAACUUCAGAGCGAAAAAAGGAACUGAAACGACGACAUGAUUUUCCUACCUCUGUUUUCGUUUGGUGGUUGAUCCUCUGUUUUCAUUUUUUUUUUUCUUUCAUAGAAAUAUUUUCUAUUUUCUGUUCCAUGAUUUUGCCGAAAAAGCAGAUAUCUGAACUUCAAUUUAAUUAAUUAAUUAACAUUGAAGUUGAUCCUUUCGCUGUUAGUUUUGGACAGGGCUACAAGCCAUUUGGGCCAUUUCUAACGGGCAUAUAGGGUUCAGUCUGUUGGAAUAAAUUAAACAAAAUCAG
Messenger RNA from Linum trigynum, 8259 nucleotides. Lineage: Eukaryota; Viridiplantae; Streptophyta; Magnoliopsida; Malpighiales; Linaceae. The record is from the annotation of a GenBank genome assembly.